AUGGCGGCGCUCCCGGGACGAUUUGGAUUAGUGUCUGGUUGUGUUUUUUAUUUAAUUUUAUCACUCCAGCUGUUUCACGGCUUCGUCCUGGGCUCAGAUGAAGCCUGCCCCUCGAACUGUACCUGUGCCGGAGACUCGGUGGACUGUAGCAGCCUGGAGCUGACGGCGACGCCUCUGGACCUUCCAGUCCGGACUGUCUCCUUAAAUCUUGGCCACAACAAGCUAACUGUCAUCAACCCCGAAGCCUUUGCCAACCUUCUCAACUUGAGAGAGCUGAGGCUCGACCACAAUGAACUGACCUCCAUACCGGAUUUAGGACAGGCUGCUUCCAAGAUCGUAUCCCUCUACCUACAUCACAAUAAGAUCCGCAGUAUCGACGGCAGACGGACCAGAGAGCUGGUCUCUGUGGAGACGCUGGACCUGAGCAAUAACAACGUCAGUGAGCUGCGGGGACACUGCUUCCCCGCGGGCCUCCAAAUCAGAGACCUGUACCUGGCUAACAACAAGAUCAGCGCGCUGGAGCUGGGAGCGCUGGACCAUCUGGGCUCCACGCUGCAGGUUCUGAGACUGAGCCGAAACCGCAUCAACCAGAUCCCCGUCAGAGCCUUCCAGCUCCCCAGGCUCACCCAGCUUGAGCUGAACAGGAACCGAAUCCGUCAGGUGGAGGGUCUGACCUUCCAGGGUCUGUCCAGUCUGGAGGUCCUCAAGCUGCAGAGGAACAGCAUCAGCAAACUGACUGACGGAGCCUUCUGGGAUUUGGCCAAAAUGAAAGUCCUCCACCUGGACUAUAACAGCCUGACGGAGGUGAACAGCGGCUCCCUGUACGGCCUCUCCUCCCUGCAGCAACUCUUCCUCAGUAACAACUCCAUAGCUCGCAUCAACCCCGACGGAUGGAAGUUCUGCCAGAAGCUGAGAGAGCUGAAUCUGUCCUACAACAACUUGACUCGUCUGGAUGAGGGGAGCCUGGCUGUGCUGGGGGAUCUCCAGACCCUGCGCCUGGGCCACAACUCCAUCAGCCACAUCAACGAGGGAGCCUUCAGAGGCCUCAAAGCCGUCCGAGUCCUGGAGCUGGACCAUAACGACAUCUCGGGGACAAUAGAGGACACCAAUGGGGCCUUCUCCGGAUUGGACAGCCUCAACAAGCUGACUCUGUUUGGAAACAAGAUCAAAUCGGUGGCCAAGAAAGCCUUCUCCGGCCUGGAGACCCUGGAACACCUGAACCUGGGGGAGAACGCCAUCCGAUCCAUCCAGCCCGACGCCUUCAGUAAGAUGAGGAACCUCAAAACUCUGCUGGUGCAGAGCAGCAGUCUGCUGUGCGACUGUCAGCUGCACUGGCUGCCCGGCUGGCUGGCGUCUCGAGGCCUGCAGGCCGGCGUCAACGCCUCCUGCGCUCACCCGGAGAGCCUGAAGGGCACCAGCAUCUUCGAGGCUCCGCCCAGCAGCUUCGUCUGCGACGACCUUCCCAAACCCCAGAUCACCGUGCAGCCGGAAACCACCGUGACGGUCCUGGGCAGCGACGUGCGGCUCACCUGCACGGCGGCGAGCAGCAGCUCCUCCCCCAUGACCUUCGCCUGGCGCAAGGACCAGGAGCUGCUCCGGCAGGCCGAGAUGGAGAACUACGCCCACGUGCGCCCCCACCACCAGGGCGCCACGUCCGCCGCGCCCGCCGCGGGAGCGGGCGUGAUGGAGUACACCACCAUCCUGCACCUGCGCCACGUCACCUUCGCCCACGAGGGCCGAUACCAGUGCAUCAUCACCAACCACUUCGGCUCCACCUACUCCAGCAAGGCCCGGCUCAUCGUGAACGUCCUCCCGUCCUUUGUGAAGACUCCCCGGGACAGCACCAUCCGCACGGGCCACACCGCCCGGCUGGAGUGCGCCGCCGAGGGCCACCCGGCGCCGCAGAUCGCCUGGCAGAAGGACGGCGGCACCGACUUCCCCGCCGCCCGCGAGCGGCGCAUGCACGUGAUGCCCGACGACGACGUGUUCUUCAUCAUGGACGUGAAGCCCGAGGACAUGGGCGUGUACAGCUGCACCGCCAAGAACACGGCCGGCACCGUGUCGGCCAACGCCACGCUCACCGUCCUGGAGACGCCCCACCUGGCGCAGGACCUGGAGGACCGCAGCGUCGCCGUGGGCGACACGGUGGCGCUGCAGUGCAAAGCCCUGGGCAGCCCGCCGCCGCGCAUCACCUGGCUGCGCAACGACCAGCCGCUGCGGCCGUCCGACAGGCACCACUUCACCCCGGGGAACCAGCUGCUGGUCAUCAGCUCCGCCUCGGCCGAGGACGCCGGCCGCUACACCUGCCUCAUGUCCAACACGCUGGGCACGGAGCGCGCCCACAGCCAGCUGGUGGUGACGCCGCGGAGGAGCCCCUGCCCGCCGCCCGCCGGCCCCAGCACCGUCACCAUCGGCAUCAUCGUCAUCGCCGUGGUGACCAGCAUCGUCAUCACGUCUCUGGUGUGGGUGUGCAUCAUCUACCAGACCAGGAAGAAGAGCGAGGAGUGCAGCGUGACCAACACCGAUGAGACCAUCGUUCCUCCGGACGUUCCCAGCUACCUCUCCUCUCAGGGCACGCUGUCUGAGCGGCAGGACGUUUGCAUCCGUGUGGAGGCCGGCGGCGGCCCGCAGCCCAACGGCCACGUGGUCGACCCCGCAGGCUUCGACGGCGCCGUGGUGUGCUCCGACUGCAUGGACAACGGCAGCAGCUACUCCAAAGACCACGACUACCUGAGCCACGGCUUCGGCCCCGCCGGGGGCCCGGAGUACCAGCAGCACGACGUCCCGCCGCCCUACUCGCACUGUCACCCGGGGGGGCCGUACGACACCGGCCCGCUCUGCGGCGGGACCCCCAACGGGAUCCGGAGAGACGCCCCGGGAUCCAUGCACCCCAAAAACCACAACACGACACAGCUGAGCCAGCACGACCGGACAGCGGGCCGGACGGGACAGCCCAGCGCCCCGCCGCCGGAGGACUCCUUCCACAAGCCGGUGAAGCUGGGCGGCGUGCGCCUCGACACGGACUGCGAUUCCGAGCUCAGACAGACUCUGCUCUCCAACGGACACGCCCUCCGAGCGUCUCAGAGCGAGAGCGCGCCGCUGAGGCGGGCCAGCGACUAGCGGCGCCCCCCCCCCCCCCCCAUCUGGCCCACCCACGACUGUGACUUCUUGAAUUGUUUUUGUUUUUUUGUUUUGUUUUGCACUGGGAAAUAAACUGCUACCUCAGAUCGAGGCCGAGGAUCCCGAGCCUCCCCGCCGCCGCCCGGCGGGGAGGGCAUCCGGAGCGUGAAGGCGGAGCUUGAGUGGGCGGCGCCCCAUCCGAGCGUUAUCAGCUGUACAUAGUUUAACAACCUUCCUCUGGGAGGUGACCAAUAUGAAUUCUAGCUCCAAAAAAAAAUGUGACUUGCAUUCGAGGCAUGUAAAUGUGGGGAAUCCUGUACAUGAUACUGUAUGUGCAAACAGAGAAAUCUACAGCGGGACGUUUGACUGUACAUAAGAGUUUUCUUAUAUUAUAUAUUAUAUAACUUUUACAGAAGAGUGUUUGAAUAUAUGUGCAUGACAAAGAAAGGAGUGACGGUAUUUUUAUUUUUCUUACAAAAAAAAACAAACAAAAAAAAAAACAGCCUUUUUUCAGCUUUUACCAACAUCCAGCUGCGGUGCCUUAUUGCAUGAUCAAAGAGAAACUCAACUUGUAAUAACAUAUAUCAUUUUGUGAGAGCGACCGGUACACUUUUUAUAGCAAACAAAACACUUGAUUGCACUUGAAUGUUUUUUUUUUUUUUUUUUCCGCCAGUCAUGGCCUUACAGGAAAAACACACACACACAUCACACACAUCACACACAUUGUCGUUGUAUGAAGGAAGAGCUUUGGUCUAGUUUUUGGUACGUCAGAUUGUGCGAGGUGGGAUCCUCGCGUCGGGCCGGUGUGCUGAAGCACUUUAAAAAAAACACAAACACACACACACAUAAACACACAAAACAAACAAAAACCUUCCCUCCUUCAUAAACAAUCGGGUCGUUUACGCGAUCUGCCGGUAGGAAUGCGGGAACCUGCGAGGAGACAUUCCACAAAGUCAGAGAGAACGCGGCGUACCGCCGAGGCUCCUCCGCCUGCCUCACAGCAGAGCGCUGCCGGGACGGCGGGUUUCGGACACUCGUGGUUCCGUCAGUCCUGCAGCGCUCGGUUUACGUGGCUACGGCCCGCCGCGUGAGUCACGUUCACUGUGCUCAAACUUUGAACUGCCGGCGAUGCGAUGACCGGAGAGCGACGCCGUGUCGUUGUACUCCUCCUCCUCCCCGUCGCCGUGGUUCACUCAUUCAUACCCAAUACUUGAGGCAACUUGGAAAGCUUGUGAAAUGUGCUCUAACCAAACUUUGGGAGGAUGAAUGCAGCCAGGGAUCGCCCCCUUCCCCCCCUCAUCAAAACCCUGGGUACACUGGGGGUUAGUAAUCGGUGAAAUUCAAGUCACACGGUCCUUCAUGUACACUCGCGCUCCCCUCCUGUAGUCUGAACUGUGCUCUGUCACCAGUGGCCUUAUCAAGGUAAACUGGAGGACACACUCCUCUGGUUACACCCCCCCACUCCAAACCACCCGAAAUGAUUGGAAAUGCCGCAGCAUAGCAGCUAAAAGGGACGGACGAGAGGGAGCAAGGUGCACUUCAUGUUUUCAGUAAUUUAUUAAGGCGACCUGUCUGGAAGCGUUGAACCAAUGUCAAAGCUAAACCGGUGAAAUGUCUCACGUGGCAUUGAAGUGUCUAAUAAAAA
This is a messenger RNA of Salarias fasciatus (jewelled blenny), 4765 nucleotides long. RefSeq names its product leucine-rich repeats and immunoglobulin-like domains 1 (gene lrig1). The transcript has 19 exons. The coding region runs from base 1 to 3120 and encodes 1039 amino acids. Gene Ontology annotation, molecular function: protein binding. NCBI's taxonomy places the organism in Eukaryota, Metazoa, Chordata, Actinopteri, Blenniiformes, Blenniidae. The record is from RefSeq and is a predicted model, not a curated record.